CUCUAAAUGUCCCCCAAUUAAAGACCACAUAAAUAAAGGCUCAAUCGAGGGCUCUUUGUAAAUCAGUCUCCAUCGUCUGUCGCCUUUGGAGUCUUUGCAUCAUGGUUCGGAACAUGUUCAGCCUUGGCGUUUUCAUGUUAGCUAUUACAAGUGCCUUGAGCUCAUCUUGCUGUCCAAGCAUUGUCUUGCAAUCCUCCGGCGAUUUGGCCUCCUCCAAUCAAGCCCAUAUCUUGGGGAAUUACAAUCUUGUUUCGGAUGAUGCCGAAGGCCGUCCCAUCUACCAACUAGACUCUUCUUUGCCUCGAUUUAUCUUCUAUCGAAGUGGCAUAAACAAUUGGUUUGUUAAUGAUCAAACUGGGAUCAACCAAGGCUACGCACUCAAUACGGGAACGGAGGAAUGUAUUUCAGACUCCACCGGAGUUUGGGAGUAUUGGGAUGGAAAUGCUUGGGUUCAAGAUCUUUAUACUAGUGCUAUUUGUGUUUAAUGCGAAAUAAAAAUGAUUUGGGAAACCUUGAAA
Molecule: messenger RNA, 518 nt
Organism: Tigriopus californicus
Lineage: Eukaryota; Metazoa; Arthropoda; Copepoda; Harpacticoida; Harpacticidae
Exons: 2
Coding region: 102-485 (127 amino acids)
Source: RefSeq, a predicted model, not a curated record